AUGCCUGAAGAACGCAACCCAAAUGGCCAACCUGCGAAUGGCAAUACAUCCGGAGGCAAUGCAUACUCGAUUGACUUGAACACCUUUAGUAAGAGAUUGCAGGCUCUUUACGCGCACUGGCGCAAUCACAAAGAAGAGUAUUGGGGCUCUUCAAAUGUUAUCACUGUUGCCACACCACCUCCUUCAGAAGACCUGCGUUACCUGAAGUCCUCUGCCCUCAAUAUCUGGUUGCUCGGUUAUGAAUUUCCGGAGACAAUCAUGGUCUUCGAGGACAAGCAUAUCCAUUUUCUCUGCAGCCAAAAGAAAGCAUCAUUGCUCGAGGUUGUGAAAAAGUCCGCUAAAGAGGCCGUCAAUGUGGAUGUAGUCAUGCAUGUUAAGCCAAAAAACGACAGUGGAAGCAGUCAUAUGGACUCCAUAUUACGUGCCGUCCGUUCACACUCAAAGUCGGACAAUCAUGAAUCCCCAAAUGUCGGGUACAUUUCCCGAGAAGCCCCGGAGGGCAAACUUCUCGAGCUGUGGUCUGAUAAGUUGAAAGAUUCAGGUCUCAUACUGAGCGACAUAUCCAGUGGGUUGUCCGAACUUUUCGCCGCGAAAGACAAGAACGAGAUCACUUGCAUAAGGAAGGCUGCCUACUUGACUGCCUCUGCAAUGAAAAACUUUGUGGUCCCGAAAGUCGAGAAGGUGAUCGACGAGGAGAAAAAAGUGACGCACUCCUCACUGAUGGAGGACACGGAGAAGGCUAUGCUUGACCCCGUCAAAAUAGGUGUAAAGCUCAAAGCAGAGAACGUGGAUAUCUGCUACCCUCCGAUCUUCCAGAGUGGGGGAUGCUUCGAUCUUCGGCCCAGUGCCUCGAGCAAUGAUGAGUAUCUGUACUAUGAUUCCUCUAGCAUCAUCAUCUGCGCUGUUGGGUCCCGUUACAACAGCUAUUGCUCCAACAUAGCCCGAACAUACCUUAUCGACUCGAACCCAACCCAGAGCAACGCAUACGAGGUUCUCCUCCGAGCCCAUGAGGCGGCCAUCCAUGCAUUGAAGCCCGGGAACAAGGCGAGUGCUGUUUACGAUGCUGCAGUCUCUGUCGUGAAGAAGGAUGCCCCCGAGCUUCUCCCCAAGUUGACGAAAUCGGCUGGGACUGGCAUUGGGCUAGAGUUCCGCGAGUCUGGGCUGAGCCUCAAUGCAAAGAAUGAUCGGGUGCUGAAGGCGGGUAUGUCUUUCAACGUCUCUCUCGGUUUCCUGAACUUGGAGGCCAAAACGAGCAGCAACUCCAAGUGCCAGACCUUCUCACUGCUGCUUGCAGACACUGUCAUCGUGAAUGAGGACAGCCGUGACGUUGUCACGUCGGCUUGCUCGAAAUUGCUAAAAGAUGUGGCGUAUUCAUUUAACGAGGACGAAGAGGAAGAAGAGAAGCAGCAGCCGAAGGCACGAGCCGAGUCGAGAGUUUCUGCUAAGGACGUAAUUUAUUCCAAGGCGACACUUCGGUCAGACAAUGGGGAGCUAUCGAAGGAGGAGCUGAGGAAGCAGCACCAGGCGGAGCUUGCUCGCCAGAAAAACGAGGAGACAGCUCGUCGCCUAGCUGGCGUGGACUCGGGCACUGGGGAUGGCCGUGCGGCCGUUCGGUCUUCCAACGACCUUAUCGCUUACAAGAAUGUGAACGAGCUGCCUCCACCAAGGGAGAUGAUGAUUCAGGUGGACCAGAAAAAUGAGGCCAUCCUCCUCCCGAUCUACGGCUGUAUGGUCCCGUUCCAUGUUGCCACUGUGAAGACUGUCUCGAGCCAACAAGACACUAACCGCAACUGUUACGUGCGGAUUAUAUUCAAUGUCCCCGGCACACCCUUCAGCCCGCAUGACGCUAACUCACUUAAAAACCAAGGCGCUGUGUACCUAAAGGAAGUCUCCUUCCGGUCCAAGGACUCGCGCCACAUCAGCGAGGUUGUGCAGCUGAUAAAAACGCUGAGGCGUAAUGUGAUGGCUCGCGAGUCCGAACGUGCCGAACGAGCUACCCUAGUGACCCAGGAGAAGCUCGUCCUCUCGGGCAACCGGUUCAAGCCGAUCCGGCUUCACGACCUCUGGAUACGGCCCGCGUUCGGAGGCCGCGCCCGGAAGCUUACCGGCACGCUCGAGGCCCACGCCAACGGGUUCCGGUUCUCAACUUCGAGGGCCGACCAGCGGGUCGACAUCAUGUACGGAAACAUUAAGCACGCCUUCUUCCAGCCAGCCGAGAAAGAAAUGAUCACGCUCGUCCACUUCCACCUCCACAACCACAUAAUGGUCGGGAACAAGAAGACGAAAGACGUACAAUUCUACGUCGAGGUGAUGGAGAUGGUUCAGAACAUCGGAGGCAGCAAACGCUCCGCGUACGAUCCGGACGAGAUCGAGGAGGAGCAGAGAGAACGCGACCGAAAGAACAAAAUCAACACCGAUUUCCAGCAUUUCGUGAACCGAGUCAAUGACCUGUGGGGACAGGCCCAGUUCAAGGGCCUUGACCUCGAGUUUGACCAGCCCCUUCGUGAGCUGGGCUUCCAUGGAGUUCCGUAUAAGGCCUCGGCGUUCAUCGUCCCUACCUCCAGCUGUCUCGUCGAGCUCGUCGAAACCCCCUUUCUUGUCGUGUCCCUCGCCGAUAUCGAGAUUGUCAACUUGGAGCGCGUGGGCCUCGCGCAGAAGAAUUUCGACAUGGCAAUCGUGUUCAAAGACUUCAAACGGGACGAGGAAGAGGAUUCGUCGGACGAGGAGCAAGGGAAGACGUGGGAGGAGCUCGAGAGGGAGGCCAGCAAUGCUGAUAGAGAGAAAGGGAACGAGUCGGAUAGCGAGGAUGAGAGGAGGAGGAGGAAGAUGAAGGCUGCAGGAAAGGGACGGGCUGGGCCGGGCAGCUCUGCUGCCGCCAAGCGGCCCAAGUUUAGGUGA
Messenger RNA from Striga hermonthica, 2898 nucleotides. The record is from the annotation of a GenBank genome assembly. Lineage: Eukaryota; Viridiplantae; Streptophyta; Magnoliopsida; Lamiales; Orobanchaceae.